AUUACGAGAUGAUCAUGUACUGUUUCAAAGACCCGCGUCCCAACAAGUGGGCGCAGGCCUUCAUUGACACGAAGGAUAAUGCAAAGAGCAUACUGGAGAAGCACGGAGGUGGUCUGUGUGGGAUUUUCAUCACCGAGUUUGGCAGCCCGACAGGAGCUUUGACGUUGAUCAGCCACUUGCCGGACGCAGACUGUCGCAAGCCAUUCAUGGAAGAGAUGCUUGCGAAUGCAGAGGCGCAGAAGAAAGCGGACGCUCUCAUGGUUCAUGUCAGCACCGUGCACAACCGCGGUCUCGUCUGCGUGAAAGACCUUUGCUCCAACUUCAAGUAGACUCCGAAGAUCUGCCAUCGCUCUCCACGUAACCGACAACAGCGAGGGAAGACGAUGACGAGAAAUGAUCUAAUUCCUGUAGUGGUUAGGUUCCGGUUAUGCAUCCAGCGACUAUGUCGAUAUGUCGAGUUGUCUGUUUGUGUAUUUGUUCACAUGGAAACUUACAAUGAAGCUGUAGCGAUAGGUCUCAUUAGUCAUGCUGAAAACAGCACGUUGUUGCGAUCGCGUUGUUUAUUUCUAUCGUAUUCUGACGCUGCAGACGUGGAACCAAGUCCAUCGAUGCUGCUGUCCCUAAAUCAGUUUACGCUUAGAAUCAAUUCGCACCGGUUUAGUUGCAACUAGGCAGCAAUAGCUGCGCGAACUCCUCAUGUAAACAUUUAUUACCCCGUACAGACUGCAAAAUGUGAUCCCACAUCAAAUUAAUCGCACCAAGCGCGGCGGCCAAAUCCGUAGCGUACAAACACAAAAUUAGAUGCACAUCAAAUUAAGAAGGGUUGACUAGCUGUGCAUGGUCAGCUCAGCUCGUUACGUCACCCCGCAGACAGCUAUCUGUUACGUUCAUGGUGACUAAAUAAUGGCUAUCGCAUGCGUAUUGAGAAAUAUUACUCGCACCUGGCCCCCACAUUGCGUUAUGCACACACCCCACUACAACACACACACACCCACACACACACAACACACAACACACCACACCCACACACCUCACACACCAGCGGGCUAACUUGGUACUGGCCAAGUUAUCCCGGGCUUGGCCCUCCUUCAUUAGCGAGGCCAAAGUGGUGCGGGACAGCACGUGUUUGGAGCGGGAUAGCGUAUACGCACUGCACAAAUUUGACGCGCCUGGCCCGGACAUGUUUGAUAUGCUAUCAAAUUUGCAGUCUGUACGUGGUAGUUGAAGAUUCUUUCGGGAAGUUCUGCGAGGUGAUGGCUGCAUUUAGCUGUGCGACUUUUAUACGAUUAACCCACCGCGAAGAAAUGUUGUUAGACUGUAACUGAUUGUUGACGCGUAAGUAACAAAUAAAUCACUCAAUAAACAAGUAACAAGAAAUUCUAUGA
This is a messenger RNA of Priapulus caudatus, 1385 nucleotides long. RefSeq lists its product as uncharacterized. The transcript has 3 exons. The record is from RefSeq and is a predicted model, not a curated record. NCBI's taxonomy places the organism in Eukaryota, Metazoa, Priapulida, Priapulimorpha, Priapulimorphida, Priapulidae. The coding region runs from base 9 to 329 and encodes 106 amino acids.